AUGGCGCCUUAUACAUACACCGAUAUCAAGGUCGAGGUGAAGGGUCAGAUUGGCAUCGUCAAAUUCAAUCGACCAAAAGCACUGAAUUCAUUCGGUGGAAACCUUCUUAUCGAUACCCUGCAUGCUAUCCGGGACCUGGAUGAAAAUCCAUUUACCAUCUUCACGGUCUUGACGGGUGAAGGGCGUUUUUUCUCUGCCGGCGCUGAUGUCAGGGCGCGACCUCUCGCGGACGGGCUUGAUAGUCUCACCAAAGUUGAACAGAAAGUCGCGCAUCUAGCCCGGUUUUCACUGAUGGCCGAACUCGUAAAAGCCCUAAUCGACCACAAAAAAGUCUUCGUUCUAGCUCUAAACGGCCCCGCCGUCGGCGGCGGCGCAGCCUGGUUCCAGGGCAUCGCAGACAUAAUCCUAGCGGCGGAAAACACAUACCUGCAAGUACCCUUCAGCUCACUGGCCCUAGUACCGGAAGCAGGAUCCGCAACCAACCUGUCCAGACACAUGGGCGUGCUGCGCGCGAACGACUUUCUCAUGUUCGGGCGGAAAUUGACAGUCCAGGAGCUGGAGCAGUGGGGUUUGGUGAAUCGUGUGUUUCCAGUCGAGGGGUUCCUUGACUCUGUGAUCAAGUUCCUGGAGACGCAGCUGGAUGUUAAUGAUGGGGCGAGUAUGAUGGAGAUGAAGCGGUUGCAGAAUGUUCCAUUGCGUGGGGAGAGGGUUUUGGCGCUUCAUAAUGCUACUGAUGCGCUUUCUGAGAGGCUGGCUAGUGGGGCGCCGGCUGCAAGGUUUCAGAUGAAGAAGGCUGAGUUGGAAGCGAAAUCGAAGUCGCGACUUUAA
Molecule: messenger RNA, 828 nt
Organism: Penicillium argentinense
Lineage: Eukaryota; Fungi; Ascomycota; Eurotiomycetes; Eurotiales; Aspergillaceae
Product: enoyl-CoA hydratase/isomerase family protein
Exons: 5
Coding region: 1-828 (275 amino acids)
Biological process (GO): fatty acid beta-oxidation
Cellular component (GO): peroxisomal matrix
Source: RefSeq, a predicted model, not a curated record